Molecule: messenger RNA, 6215 nt
Organism: Cherax quadricarinatus
Lineage: Eukaryota; Metazoa; Arthropoda; Malacostraca; Decapoda; Parastacidae
Source: RefSeq, a predicted model, not a curated record
GGAAGCAACCCAAGACAUUUGCGUUCGACCACUGCUUCGACUCUCUCUGUAGCGAGAGUCCCUCCUUCGCCACGCAGGAGACCGUCUUCACAGCUAUGGGGCAGGACAUCUUAAACAACGCCUUCGCAGGAUACAACGCCUGUAUCUUUGCCUACGGCCAGACCGGUUCUGGGAAGUCAUAUACCAUGAUGGGGGCAGCAGACAGUAAGGGCCUCAUCCCUCGCCUCUGUGACACAUUAUUUGAGAGAAUUGCAGCAGAUGCAGGUUGCCACACCUCACACAAGGUGGAAGUCUCCUACAUGGAAAUAUACAAUGAAAAGGUGCAUGAUUUGUUGGAUCCCAAAGGCUCAAGACAGACACUGAAGGUGCGGGAACACAAUAUUUUGGGACCAUAUGUGGAUGGGCUGUCUCUACUAGCAGUGUCAUCAUAUGAAGAAAUUGAGCAGUUGAUUGAAGAAGGAAACAAGGCGAGGACUGUAGCAGCCACUAACAUGAACAGCGAGUCUUCACGUUCUCAUGCAGUGUUUACAGUGGUACUUACACAGACUGUUACUGAUGUUGCAUCUGGUGUAUCGGGAGAAAAGGUAUCCAAAAUGUCCCUAGUGGAUCUUGCUGGAUCAGAGAGAGCAGUCAAGACAGGAGCAGUGGGAGAAAGGUUAAAGGAGGGCUCAAAUAUAAAUAAGUCACUAACAACUUUAGGGUUGGUAAUUUCCAAGUUGGCAGAUCAAGCUGUUGGUAAAGGAAGAGGCAAGGGUGAUAACUUUGUGCCAUAUAGAGACUCUGUUCUUACCUGGCUCCUCAAGGAUAACCUUGGAGGUAACAGUCGUACUGUCAUGGUUGCUACAGUGUCUCCUGCAGCUGAUAAUUUUGAAGAAACUUUGUCGACUCUUAGAUAUGCUGAUCGUGCGAAGAGAAUUGUCAAUCAUGCUGUUGUCAAUGAGGAUCCCAAUGCCAAGAUUAUACGGGAAUUGCGUGAAGAAGUUGAGACUUUAAGAACACAGUUACUGUCAUUACGACAAAUGACGAGAGAUGGGCCAGCAUCCCUGCAAGAGGAGGAGAGCCUAAAUGAGAAGCUGCAUGAAAGUGAAAAGCUCAUCACAAACCUCUCAGAAACUUGGGAGAACAAACUCAAGAAAACAGAACGCGUGCAGCAGGAGAGACAACAGGCCUUGGAGAAGAUGGGUAUCAGUGUACAGGCAUCUGGUAUCAGCGUUGAAAAAAAUAAAUAUUAUCUUGUUAACCUGAAUGCUGAUCCAUCACUUAAUGAGAUGCUUGUUUAUUACCUAAAGGAGCGCACUUUGGUCGGUCGACCAGAUGCCGGAAGUGAACCAAACGACAUUCAGCUUUCAGGAGUAGGAAUUGAAACUCAUCAUAGUCUAUUAAUUGAGAAUUCUGAUCUCUUCAUUGAACCGUAUUCAAAUGCCCGAACAUGUGUAAAUGGUUCCCAGGUGACAGAGAAAGUGCAGCUACGACAUGGAGACAGAAUACUCUGGGGAUUUAAUUAUUUCUUUCGUGUCAACUGCCCGAAAACUAGUUCAGGUGGUAAUAAUUCUGAGCCACAGACACCUGCUCAACCUAUUGACUAUAACUUUGCUCGGGAAGAACUUAUGUUAAAGGAACUUAGCAAUGAUCCCAUCCAGGCAGCUAUACAAAACCUCGAACGUCAACAUGAAGAAGAUAAGCAAAUGGCUUUGGAAAAGCAGCGUCAAGAAUAUGAGAAACAAUUUCAACAACUCCGAAAUAUUUUAUCUCCAACUACUCCUUAUGCUCCUUAUAUGCCCUUUGAUCCAUUAAGGGGUACAAAAAUGACUCCCUCUACUCCGACAUCACAACUUCGAAUAGAGAAGUGGGCACAGGAAAGAGAGGACAUGUUCGAGCAAAGUUCUCUUUUGUACCCUGGCAGAGAGGAUAUGUUCAGGCGCAGCUUAGCUCAGCUUAGACAAGAUAUUAUGAAGGCUAACACCUUGGUACGUGAGGCAAACAUAUUUGCUGAUGAAAUGGGCAGACAGACAACAUUUGGGGUGACCCUACAAAUUCCUCCACAGAAUUUGUCUCCCAACCGGAAGAGAUCUGCAUUUGUUAGUGAACCAGCAAUUCUACUCAAGAGGAAAGGAAAGCCAAACCAGGUUUGGUCAAUGGGGAAGUUAGAGCACAAUUUUUUGUCAUGAGAGAAAUUACGAGAGCACAAAAUAACCCACUAAUUACCCCAACUGACCUUUUAUGAGAGCCAAGAAAAUCAUAACCUUAUUGGAGUGGCCAAUAUUUUCCUUGACUGUUUAUUUCAUGAUGUACGGCUAAAUUACCACGUGCCCAUUAUUUCUCAGCAAGGAGAAGUGGCAGGCAGACUGCAGGUUGAAAUUAGUCGAAUAUCUGGCCAGUUUCCUCAAGAAAGAUUUGCAGACACACUUUCUGAAUCAUCUGGUGAUUCUGGUCACAGCAGAGAGGAAGAUGAUAUUCAGAAUAGCACUGUAUCAGUUAGAGUUUGCAUCAAGCAGGCUGCAGGACUCCCUCCAUCACUCUCCCAUUUUGUCUUCUGUCAAUACCAGUUUUGGGGACAAACAGAGAGUGAGGCUGUUGCUCCAGUUGUCAAUAAUGAAUUUCCAGUAGCUCCAACAUCCAAAGAUUCUAUGACAUUCAAGUUUGAACACUCAAGAGACUACACAGUAUUAGUAACUGAAGACUUUUUAGAACACUGUGCAGAUGGUGCACUCUCCAUCGAGGUUUGGGGCCACAGAUCUGCUGGUUUUGGCUUGGCUCGAACUGGUUGGGAAGUUGAUCAACAGUUAGCCAAGGCACGAUCACUUGUUGACAGGUGGAGUGAGCUAACUCGUAAGAUUGAGAUGUGGGUGGAGGUUCAAGAGCUGGGCGAGUGUGGGGAUUAUGUUUCUGUAGAAGUGUGUCCUCAAAAGGAUGUUUUAACGGGUGGUGUGUAUCAACUACGCCAAGGUCAACAGCGACGAAUUGUGUGCAGAGUGAAACCUGUGUCAAACUCUGGUACUUUACCACUUAUUUGUGAGGCUAUUACGAAUAUAAGCAUUGGAUCAGUGUGUGGUCGUUUGAGGUGCCAAAGACAGCUUGACUCCUACACAGAGGAAGACCUCAGUGUUCUUCGGGAGCGAUGGAGUGAAGCUCUGAAGCGAAGAAGAAUGUAUCUUGAUCAGCAAAUACAGAAAAUCAUUAAUAAGGGUGAUAAAAAUGAAUGUGAUACAGAACGUGAGCAGUCCUUGGUUGAUCAGUGGGUAAGCUUAACUGAAGAGAGAAAUGCCGUCCUGGUCCCUGCUGCUGGCUCCAGCAUUCCUGGUGCACCUGCAGACUGGGAUCCUCCUCCAGGAAUGGAGGCUCAUGUGCCAGUCCUCUUCUUAGACUUAAACGCGGAUGAUUUCUCAACACAAGGAUUUGGUGAGCUGACUUUAGCAGGAAACAAUGCCAUAAUCCCUAAAGAAAAUUGCAAUAAAUUCUUCCAACUUCCUAUUGUAAAGUGUUAUGAAAAAGAUGUAUGUGCAGUAGCUUCCUGGGACUCGUCCAUCCAUGACAACAUGUACCUCAACAGACUCACACCAACUGAUGAAAGAGUUUAUCUCAUUGUGAAAGGUGUGGUUCGUCUGUCCCAUCCAGCUCCAAUGGAUCUAGUGUUAAGAAAGCGACUUGCAGUUAAUAUUUAUAAGAAGCAGUCAUUAACCAGCAAGUUUGUUAAGUCAUUUAUUGGUUCUGCUAAUACUCUCUAUGAAACAGGAAUCAUGUAUGAAGUUGUGUCCAAUAUUCCUAAGGCAAGUGAGGAGUUAGAGGAACGUGAAUCUCUUGCUCAGAUGGCUGCCAAUGUUGAUGAUUCUCAUGCUGAUGAUGGGGAAACAUACAUAGAGAAAUACACAAAAGGCGUGACAUCGGUGGAGUCCAUCUUAAUGCUGGACAGGUUACGGCAGAAUGUAGCCGUGAAGGAGUUACUUCAGUCCGCCGGCCGUCCACUCAUGAGGAAGACUGCAUCCGUCCCUAACUUUUCUCAUGAAGUUGGUUGUGAUAGAGAGACAGGAUUAGCUAAACCUGCGCCAGCACUUCGUGGACUGCACGAUGAGGGACUAUUUGGUAGUAUGGAAGGUGGACUAGAUGGAGUGACACGGUCUGGUAGUGUGAUGGAUCUCAAUGUUCAACUGUCAUCUGUAUCCACACAAAACAACCACCACUCAGAGAAGAACAAACACCGUUAUUCUCUGCCAGGUCCAAGUGAAAGACCAUUUGGCUUGUCUCGACCUACGUUCCUCAAUUUGAACCUGAAUCUCAACUCUCUCAGGCUUCAGGGAUCAACUCCUGCCAAGUGUAUGUCGUGUUCAUGUCUUUGGUGUUGUGUAUAUAAUGGUAUCAUGAAUGGAGCCUCAGGAAGGGCCACUGGAGAUGAGGAGUUUAGUGAUUUUGCUUCAUACAGAAGUGGUGGUGUGGCUGGCAGCAGACUUCAUCUAACACAGAGUCGUACAUUGGAUUCUUUAAAUGAGGUUUCUGCAACAAAAGCUGGGACACCAUCUACAGUAUCCAGUGGAUAUGGCUCUGGUGCAGUAUCUUCAACAACUCUGAGUGAGGAUUCUCUCUCGGUACGAAGUGUCAGUGUUGAUGAGACCCCAGAUAAAGAUCUCCCAACAAAUCAUACAGCCAUGGAUAUAUCCACUAUUAGUUCUGGUGAGAGUGACUCCAGCGAUACAAGAACAGUAAUCAACCAGCAACUGGAGAGGCUUCACCUCAGUGACUCUACUCACAGUAACUUUACUCAUUCCAAGUCUCAGAUUAGUCUCAGAAUAAUAGAAGAUGAGGAAAAUAAGGAAAACUCAAAAACUCUCAUAUCAGAUUCAAGUAAUAUUUCCUGCAGUACACAUUCUUCAAAUAUAUUAAGCUCUACUCCUCCAAAAUCUGUAAGCCCAAUUUCUCCUACACUCUCUUCUUCUUCAUCCACUUCAUCAUUGUCAUUGACCACCAACUCAGAAGUAGUCAUGAGACGCAGCAGUUCUAACAGGAGGAAUCCUGCUCAUCGAAUGUCCUUUCCUCUUACCCAGUCUCAGUCACCAAUGUCUGAUUACCACAUAUUGAAUGGAGCAUCAUCAUCAUCUGAGUGUGUUGAUGAUGUUGAGAAAACACCUACUAGCAGCAACAAACCUCGAGCACCGUUGCCAGACUGGUGUGAAGUUGGAGAGAGCAUACAAAUUCGACCCUAUAACUAUUCAGGGGUCAUUGUCUACAUAGGCCACACUGAGUUUGCACCCGGAACUUGGAUUGGAGUAGAAUUAGAUGUUCCUAUGGGCAAAAAUGAUGGUUCUGUAAAUGGUGUCCGAUAUUUUGCCUCUCGGCCAAAGUGUGUGUUUGUCAAGCCAGAAAAACUACUUUUGGAUCGGAGAGGGCGUGCGAUGAGGCUUGCACGCAGUAAUGGUACAGAAGGCGGACUGGGUGAUAUGAAGCGCUCACGCUCCACUGCAGACAGACUUAGUGAUGUGGGCAUAAGGAGAAGCACCAGUAAAAGUGAAGGUCUCAACAGCAUGAGACGAUCCAAAAGCCGAGCCGAAGGCCUUUCUUCAAUCUCUGACCGCUCAAAACCUGUUUCGCGUAAUAGAAAGUAACAUGAAACUUAUCUUAAUAAUUGCUCCAGUCUUAAGACUGAUAUUAAGUGCAGUGUAUGAAUUGUGUGCCAACUGGAGUACUGUAUACCAAAUACAAAAUUUUACUUGAGUACAUGUUAUUGUUACUGUUACAAGUGGCUUAUUUGAGAAAUUACUAUAAGAAAAUUAAAAUAAUAAACAUGGUUUAAAGGGGAAACAGCUAAGCACAACCAUGUAAGCAGCCCCGCCCUAACUUCCAUCAAGUGUUACCCUGCGAACACGUCCCUGUUAUCCCUCCAUUGUGAGAUCCUCAUUGUAUGGUAGCAAUAGAUAUUGUACUUAACCUGCUUCAGGAUUUAACCACUUCCAGUACAGGACCCCCAUUAUAUUUUUUCUUUACCUUUUGGGGAUAUUUUUUUAUGAAUUCAGAUCUAAGGCAUCAUUUGUUUAAAAGAUCUUAAUUGCCUUUAGAAAUAUGAUUUAUUCAUUGUCCAGAAUGUAUAAUCUUGAAUACCAUUUCAUACAAUACAUAUUUAUGGUCAAUCUAUGUACAGUGUGAUGAAGACAGUUAUUGAAGCAAAGCAUAAAUGUUUUUUGUGGUGGUAUGAAGUGCAAAACAUAGCAUUGGCUUCUGUGUUUAGA